CGUGCAGGGUAGCUAAACUGUAAUGUCCUAAUUUACAAAACACACGUCCAUUCUAUCCAUUCUGUAUUAGAAAGAAAAUUCUUUGUACUUGCCUACUUUGUUUUGACCUCAGUGAGAAACAAUUAACCAUUUGUAUUUACUGUACUUUCUACCUAUGAGUCAUAGUUAUCCUAUUUUUGUGGGGAUUUUUGGGUGAAUGCUGACUGUGUUCUUUCUGGCCUUACUACAUGUACAUUAUGUAAUCCACCUCUCUGUAGUGACCGACAGAGGAGGGUUUUUUUUUUUUUCCCACCAUUGCGGCGAAAAGAACUUUGUGCCUCAUUCAUGUCACUUGUCCUAUUUAACUUUACUCGGUGUUAGACCGGCAUUUCCAGCUGUGGAAUCUUCCCCUUUUCACACUGCAUUUAAACUCCACCAGACACUGACACUGACACCACAUCACGACACACUGAUUAUUCUGAUUCACAACUGUAGAAGAGCUAAAGAAAGAUGGUAAAACACGUCGUGUUUGUCUCUGUUCUGCUGCUGGUGCUGAUGCUGGCGUUGACUGAGAGCAGCCCAAGGAUGUGCUGCACACAGUACAAUGAAAAACCAAUUCCUGUCAAGUUCUUAAAAUACUACAAAGUCCAGGAGAUGAGAGGUUACUGCAACAUCAAGGCAGUUGUCUUUACAACACUGAAGAACAGAUUUGUAUGUGCCAACCCUAACUCAAAGUGGGUGCAGCGUGCCAUGGAGUCGGUGCCAGAGUAUGUCAGUUUCUUUAACCUACAAGUGAAGAAAUCCACCUAAGGAUACUGACAUUAUCAUAUCAAGUUUUAUUAAUUACUUUACUGCCUGCAAUAAAAAAAUAAAUAUUUUUUACAACAAGA
This is a messenger RNA of Cynoglossus semilaevis (tongue sole), 869 nucleotides long. It is a transcript of the gene ccl20a.4, whose product is annotated as chemokine (C-C motif) ligand 20a, duplicate 4. The transcript is spliced from 3 exons. The coding region runs from base 490 to 789 and encodes 99 amino acids. Gene Ontology annotation, cellular component: extracellular region. The record is from RefSeq and is a predicted model, not a curated record. Gene Ontology annotation, biological process: immune response. Gene Ontology annotation, molecular function: chemokine activity. Lineage: Eukaryota; Metazoa; Chordata; Actinopteri; Pleuronectiformes; Cynoglossidae.